Molecule: messenger RNA, 1926 nt
Organism: Myxocyprinus asiaticus (Chinese sucker)
Lineage: Eukaryota; Metazoa; Chordata; Actinopteri; Cypriniformes; Catostomidae
Product: doublecortin domain-containing protein 2C
Exons: 14
Coding region: 1-1926 (641 amino acids)
Biological process (GO): proteolysis; intracellular signal transduction
Cellular component (GO): microtubule; microtubule organizing center
Molecular function (GO): zinc ion binding; metalloendopeptidase activity
Source: RefSeq, a predicted model, not a curated record
AUGUCCAUGGGCCGGGGGUCGCAUCAGCCUCCGCCAACAAAAACUGUUGUUGUGUUCAGGAACGGAGAUGCUUUUUAUCCCGGCCGAAGGUUUGUCAUCAAUCAACGACAAUUAUCGACUUUUGACAGCUUUCUGAACACUGUCACUCGAGGCAUCACGGCGCCCUUUGGGGCAGUGCGAAACAUUUACACUCCUAAUGAGGGUCACAGGAUUGUGGAUCUGGAGCAGCUGGUGCACGGAGAGAGAUAUGUGGCAGCUGGAGCGGAGAGACUGAAAAAACUGGACUAUCAUCAGAUAACAACACAGAAACCUCAAAAGAAGAAGAGUGAACCGAUCCGACCUGUAGUUCACAGCAGAAUAAUUGUCCCGGCUCGUUGGAAGAGAAUCAGUAAUGAGUCGUGCACCAUCAAUGUUUUUACCAAUGGAGAUAUCUUGGUUCCUCCAGCACGGAUCCUGAUUCCAAAGCAUACACUCACUAGCUGGGAAAAUAUACUGGCCAUGGUGACAGAGAAAGUUCACCUUCGCACUGGAGCUGUGCACAGAUUGUGUAUGCUGAAUGGGAGAACAUUACAUGGAGCAUAUGAGCUUGUGAACAACCAGUAUUAUGUUGCUGUAGGAGCCGAGAGGUUCCGGUCUUUGCCAUAUUAUCAGCUGGUUUCAAGCAAAGGAGUAAUCUACAACCUGACCGAUGUGAUCAACAAUGGCAUUCUUCCAGACAUAAAAAAAGACAAACAUGAUAGAAGAUUGCUCGCAAAACCAGGAGUGGACAACAAUGACUCAGUUUUUUAUGCCAGAACGGACCAAGCCAAACAGCCGAGGCAGGGCUCUAAAAUCCCAGAUCUUUUCACUACAAUGGAAAAAAGUGUCUUCAAAGCCACCAAAAAAAGGAAGGAGACACUAGCAGCAUCUGAGGUCCUGGAAGAGGAAAGUAUGAAUGUGGAUCUUCCCAUAGAACAGAUGGAAUUCAAAGAAGUUGAGGAGGAGCAAAAUCACAACAGAAACCCCCAACCAGAGAGUUUUUGUGAUAGCCCUGCCAAAGACUUCACAAAUCAUCCAAAUGCAACUGUUACACCAAGAUCAUCCCCUUCCAAAAAUAUCUCACAACAUACCUCAAGUAUGGAGGAGCCAGAAGGAGACCCCCAACUCAACAACCAUGGAGAUGGUGGGGACAAGUCAUUAGCUAAACCAGAGGCUAAGGAGCAAUGCUUAGAAGAUAUAUUUGAAUCUGUGCCAGAAAAAGUGGACAUCAUUUCAAAGAUUCUGGAAUCCAACAAUGGUUCUACUGAACUCUUGAUUGAAGGAGACCUGGUGUUUCCCAAAACCAGAAAUGCUCUUUUCUGCUUCAGCAACAACUGUUUCUGGAAUAAAAAUGUGAACAACAUAGUGGAGGUCCCUUACAUAGUGAGCGGUGAAUUCUCCUUUUAUGAUAGGUCUGUUAUUCAGAAUGCCAUGGUGACCUUUCACACCAAAACCUGCAUCCGCUUUGUGCCCAGAUCAUCUCAGACCGACUACCUCAGUAUUGAGAACAAAGAUGGGUGCUAUUCUUCUCUUGGUAGAAUUGGUGGCAAACAGGUCGUCUCCCUCAACAGGUAUGGCUGUGUGUAUCAUGGCAUAGUUCAGCAUAAACUCAACCAUGCCCUUGGCUUCUACCACGAGCAAACCAGAAGCGACCGUGAUCAGUAUGUCAAGAGUAACUGGGAGUACAUCUCUCCUGAUAUGGCCUACAACUACCAAAAACAGAACACCAACAAUCAAAACACUCCAUACGACUACGGCUCUGUCAUGCACUAUGGAAGAACAGCCUUCUCAACUCAGUCUGGCAAGGAAACCAUCACUCCCAUUCCUGAUGCAACGGUGGAAAUUGGACAGAGGCAGGAAUUGUCUAAUGUUGACAUCCUGAGGAUCAACAAGAUUUAUGGAUGCUGA